Salpingoeca rosetta is the source of this 1557-nucleotide messenger RNA. RefSeq lists its product as uncharacterized. The transcript has a single exon. Lineage: Eukaryota; Choanoflagellata; Craspedida; Salpingoecidae. Bases 1 to 1281 code for a protein of 426 amino acids. The record is from RefSeq and is a predicted model, not a curated record.
AUGAACAACCCUGGCCUGACGUUGGUGGUGGUGGCAAGUUGCUCGCUGUUGUUGACGAUGAUGCCGUUCAUCGGCGUUGUUGGAGGGGUGACGCUGAAGGAGGACGGUGCGGGCGCGUUUCACAUCAACACUAGCGAUCCAAUGAGCCAGCCCGUGUUCGUGAACGGGAUGCAAGUGGAUGGGCUGUUCGAGACAAUGGACACGCUGUUGCGGGCAUUCUCAACGCAGCAGAGUACCAUCGACGCGCAGCAGAGCACGAUCGAUGCGCUGCAGAGCACGGCCUUCGCGCAGCAAAGCGCAAUUGAUGGACUGUGUCGUCGGGUGGAGCCGAGUGCAAAGACCUUUGGGCAACUUGGCUCGCAGGCUUCAAAAUGGGCAGAUGGUGUGCUUGGGGGCAAUGGUCUGAUAUACGCCGCGCCGCACUUUGCAUCCUCCGUGCUUAUCAUUGAUCCCAGCACCAACACCGUCGACACAACCACAAUCUCCGGACUUGGGGCAGACGAUCGCAAGUGGGCUGGUGGGGUACUAGCUGACAACGGGCUCGUUUACAUGUUUGCUGCUUCCAGGCCAACAAUGCUCAUCAUCGACCCAGACACCAACACCAUUGACAUCACAAGCAUUCACUCGCUUGGUUCCGGGCAAAACAAGUGGUUUGGUGGCGUGGUCGCCAGCAACGGCGUCAUCUUUGGCAUCCCAUUGUCUGCGACCUCUGUUCUCAUCAUCGAUCCAGAGACCAACACAGCCGACAUCACCUCCAUGGCUGGUCUCGCUUCCGACUAUGACAAGUGGUUCGGCGGUGUGCUGGCAGACAACGGCCUUAUCUACUGCACACCAAUCCGUGCAGCCUCUGUCCUCAUCAUCAAUCCACAGUCCAUGACCAUGGACCUCACCACCAUCAGUGGCCUCGGCACGAGCGCCAAGUGGCUUGCCGGCGUGCUUGCAGGCAACGGACUCAUUUACACGAUCCCAUUUCUUUCGGCAUCGACGCUUGUUAUUGAUCCAGCCACCAACACGACCAGCCAGGUUCGUGCUGUUUCUCAGUCCUCCAUCAGGGACUGGGCGGACGGUGUGCUGGCACCCAACGGCAACGUCGUUGGCAUUCCUUUCGACUCCUCAUCCGUCUUCAUCAUUGAUCCAACGACCAACACGAUUGAUACAACGAGUAUCAACGACCUUGGCGGGACAGGCAAAUGGUAUGGCGCGGUUCUCGGUCCAAACGGCCUCAUCUACGGCAUUCCACACUAUGCGGAGUCCGUCCUCGUCAUCGAUCCGGGAUGCUGAUGUGUGUGUGUGUGCGUGUUUUUGCGUGUAUAGGUGUAUGGAUGUGUGUGUGUGUGUGUGUGUGUGUGUGUGUGUGUGUGUGUGUGUGUGUGAACUUCUUGGUUGUCCUUGCCCAAUCUGUCAUUCAUCUGAUUCCUUAACCCUCUCUUAGCGUCAACUUUCGUUCUUUCAACUCUGUGACUGCAUCCUGUACGCCUACCACUGUUCAUUGGUCCUUGACUUUCACCACCAACUGUCAUGUCACAACAACAACGACAAUAGAAGGCGGACACCACA